UGAGCUGAGUAUUUACUCCAGAUCUUGGGGAUUUUUGAGUCUCUCACUGCGGAAUGUCUUCUGUACUUUUGAAGUGAGUGUAAGCUUUGACUCAGUAAAUCACCACUUACUCAGGCGAGCAGAUUGCCUCUCAGACAACCUGCUCUCUGGAUGGAGAAACGUUGCUGCAAAAUGAGGGCGCUGUGUUUGAACUUUGCCAUCACCUGUCUGUGGCUUCUCCCUUCAGCGGUCCAAGAAACAGCCAAACCCUUGGACUUUCAGAGCCAACAAUGGAGAGAGGAGGAAGGAGGAAGAGGAGACAGUGUAGGAGCUGCUUUGAAGGUUAAACAUAUCUCCAAAGAUUUACAGAUCAUCUCUACCAAGCACAAAACACCAGCUUACGGCUCCCUCGGCCCGUAUGGAUGGCCUCAGAACUUCUCACAAGCCCUGGACCAGUACCUGUACCGCCCUCCUCCCAAAUCCAAACCUCCCGCAAAAACAUCCCCAAAGGCCAAGAAGAUUCUGGGCUGGGGCGAUUUUUACUUCAAUGUGAAAACAGUGAAGUUCAGCCUCCUGGUGACGGGGAAAAUCGUGGACCACAUCAACGGCACAUUCAGCGUCUACUUCCGCCACAAUUCAUCCCGUCUGGGGAACAUAUCCGUCAGCAUCGUUCCACCCUCCAAAGCUGUAGGAUGGGAGGUUUUGGAUCCGUCGGCUCAACAAGUUCACACCAAAAACUCAGUCUUGGUUCCAGAUCUGACAUCCCAGUUCCAGAGUCCACCUCAGUCCACCAGCUCCACCCCUCUGGACCAGCAGAAGCAGCAGCAGCAGGACGUGAUGAUGGUGACCGAACUCAACUGCCGGAUUGAAUACCAGAGAACCAACCGGUCCAAGAAGACCAAGCCCUGCCUGUACGACCCGGGACAGACCUGCUACUCAGAAAACACCCAGUCCCAGGCAGCCUGGAUCUGCGCCAAACCCUUUAAGGUUAUAUGCAUCUUCAUCGCCUUCACCGGCACCGAUUACAGGCUGGUGCAGAAAGUCUGUCCAGACCACAACUUUCAGACUGAGCAGAACCAGCAGCACUUCGGAUGACAGAUUCUGAGACGCUGAAACUGAGAUAGCAAACACUGACUUUUCGUACAUCCCUUAAAACCAUGUGUUCAAUUUAGGUUCAACAUGUUUUUAUACACCAUUAAAAAAACAUUUUCAACAUGUCAGUGAGCACAGUUUGAGCCACAACUUGUGUUAAUGUGUUAAUAGCAGCGCUUGUCUAUGAUGAGAUUUAUAAUGUGAGCUUUGUGUUUGUCUGAAACUAUUCUCAUCUGCUGAAAACUCUACAUUGUCUUUAAAAAAACAGUGAUUCUGGAUAUCAUUUUGUGUGUAGUGUUUUAAGAAUUUUGUUUUCUCAAUAUGCAUUGAUAUAAGUGAGGACUUUAAAUCCAACAUUUGAUAUUCUCCACUUGAAAAAUGUGAUUUCAUAGCUCAUUAAUAAUAUAAAAUAGAUAGAUCUUUAGCGACAGAAUCAUCUGUAGUUUUUGAAACAUGGACUGACUUCAAGUGCUUUUUUUUACUAUAAAAUUAACCUGUUCAUUGUACAGUGACUAUGA
Molecule: messenger RNA, 1589 nt
Organism: Dicentrarchus labrax (European seabass)
Lineage: Eukaryota; Metazoa; Chordata; Actinopteri; Moronidae
Product: neurexophilin-2-like
Exons: 2
Coding region: 151-1074 (307 amino acids)
Molecular function (GO): signaling receptor binding
Source: RefSeq, a predicted model, not a curated record